ACUGAUGGCCUCCCCCACUUCUUCCUUGCAAGGACAACACAAUUAGGCGGCGGACACAUACAGUUUUUUUCCCCCGAUCCGUGGCCGCCAGUUAGCCCAGUCUCGUCCCCCGACCGACGAGUGAUUCCCGACAGCAACCGUUGGUCAUUCGAAUCCAGGAUGCUGCACUGGCGCCGCACAGAUUAGAUAUUCGCAGUCCCAGACGAAAAUGAACAAUUUGGAGCACUCCAAGCAUUUCUAUCCUGAUAACUACAAAUUGGAUCUGUCUGAGACCAUGAAGGCGGCUCUGUCCAAAGGACCCGGUGGUGGUGCCGGUGGCGGGGGCGUGGCAGGCGGAGAUAUGCUGCCGCAGCCAAAUGCUGGAAUGCCAGGAGUGGGCUAUGUUACGGAAAAGCUGUACAUGCUGCUGCAGCUGUAUCUGCAGAACAAAGGCUGGAAUCCCAGUGCUGAGCUGCUGCAGUGCUUCAGCGAUCUCAAGGACAAUGCCAUGCUGCCCAGCGCCGCCUAUCUGCAAGUCCUGGCCAACCGCUUAACCCUGGACUCCCAGGGACGGCUAAUACUGCGCGACAAUGGAAAGAUUGUCUUGCCCUUUGAGCAUUUUGCCAAUGCGGUCAUGCUAAAGCACAUGUCAGGUCCGCACGGCCUGCACCUUAGUGUCGAUGCCACGGUGAGGGCAGUCAUUGAGUCGUACACCAUCGGUCGGGAUCAGUUCGGCAUGGAGAAAGAGUUCAUCAUCGAGGUGGUGCAGUCCUGCCCAAGUCCCGCAUGUCGCUACUAUAAAAACCACAUGGGAAUUUCGCCCAUGCCGUUCAUGGAGCAGCAGUAUCCGGGCGUAAACACUCCCGAGUUCCUGCAGCGCUUGGCGCAUCUGCCGCCUGGGGGAGCAGCCGGAUCUGGGCCAGGAGGCUCCGCAGCCGGAUCCACCUCCAGCGUGGCAAGCAGCUCGAGUUCGGCGAACGUGGAAAUCGAUCUGUCCAAGUCGACGGGCGCGAAGGUGCCCCAGGUGCCGGUGCCGCCGCAGUUGCAGCACCUGACCAAGCAGCAGCAGAGCACUCUCCAGACGCAGCUCUCCCAGAUCAGUGCUGCCGCCGCUCAUCAUCAACAACAACAACAGCAGCAACAACAGCAACAGCAGCAGCAGCAGCAACAACAACAGCAAGCAGCAGCCAAGCACCAGCAGCAAUUGACUGCUGCCCUCAUCCAACAGCAAAACCGUGUCCUCGCCCAGCAAAAUUUAGAGAAGCUUAGCAACCACCUCAGUCCGCUGGAAAAGCAGCGAGUUUUCGCCCAGCUGGAUCCAAAGCACUUUGAUCCCAUGGCCGUUGCGGCUGCAGCCGCCAAUCUUCAAAUCCAAGGCCUGAUGCAAUCGCAGGCAGUGGCUGCCGCCGUCGCCGCCAAUCAGCAGACUCCGGCGGCUACGACUACAUCUGCUGCAGGAGGAGCUGCAGCCGGCCCGCAGGCCCAUCACGGACACCAUCCCUUGCCACCGCCAUCGCAGUCGCCACACUCAUCCUCUUCGUCUUCCUCUCAUUCCUCGUUGGACCAGAUUACCCACAAGAACGUCGCCGACUCCUUGCGUUCCAAUCUGGACUCAAUAGAAUCGAAUAAGGAUCUGCUGGCGCUGCACAACGGAGCCUGGGCCACCGGCGAUGCCAAUCGAAUGGAUCACUUGGCCGUGGGUCAGGACAAGAUAGUGCGCAUCUUUGCGGAGCUGAUGCGAAACAUGUCGCGGAUGAAAACCUACAUACGUCCCUCGAUGUGCAAGCCCUACGGCAAGCAGAGUGAGAGUCUGCAGAAAACCCUCAUGGACACCAUUCAGAUCGUGCAGACGCUGCGCAACUGCCUCCCAGCUCCUCACAUACCCGUGUCGUCCUGGAAAAGUGAGAGCGAGGGCAACGUGGGAUCAGGAGUGAGCGCGGGAGUAGGAGUGGGUGUCCCUGCAGGACUUAACCUGGGCGCCGCCUUGGGUCUGCCAUCGGGCAACAUGCACUAGAUGCGGGCUGGAGCUCAUCGGGUAGCAUGCAAUAGCUCCGGAUUUAUCCACUCACAUUCUUCCAGCAGUUAGAGAACACUUAGUACUUACACGCAGAGAAAAGCAUAGAUGAUAGGCAUAGCAAUUUACCCUCGUAGGCGUGGCUCCAGUUUUCCUUUUAGCAAUUACGUGCCAUGUUCAACACAAGACUUGAUUUCACAUUUUCCACAUUUGACUGACCUUUAGGCAUACAUAUGUAUCGAAUCCCGCGGCUUGAAUUUGAUUCCCAUCACUCUUUGUUUUCCAGUUUGGCAUGCAAAAUUAUGAAGCAAAUCGGCAAAUUAGUUAAACAAUUGGCAAAACGUCUGUGAUAUUUGAAUUAUGUUGGCAAACGGAAGACAAAACUAAAUUUAAUUUAUUACGUUGUGUGCCCUCUGUUGUAAUGUCUUACUUUUUACUUUGUGCAAUAUCUACUAAGCAUAUAUUCUUAGCCGUUCUCGUGCAAUCGACGACUUUUCGCCCAUAUCAAAAGCAACUCGAAUGUAGCCUAUACUUAAACUAACCUACUGAUAAUCGGACAUGAUAGACGCGUAAGACUUACAUUAUAUUUUGCAUUAGGACUUCAGAGUAUCUGAAUAACAAUUGGCGGAUGGCCGCGGUGGCGAAAGCGACAUUACGAGUUGUGUUUAAAUUUAAGAAGCUGAAGAAGGGUUGUACUCCGCAUGCAAGGGCUAUUUAAAUAUAUAUUUUAACCCGCCCGAGCUCACCAUUACCAGAAAUUCGAUAAACGAGCAAACAGUAUUAUACGCAAUAAAAAGACACCUGCAACCAUAAGUAUUUACCUAGCUGAUGUGUGGGAAUUUAUCGUAACAUACCAUAUUAUCGCUUAAUGUUUAACUUCUGGACUUAAUAAUAAAUAAAUAUUUUAUUCUACG
Messenger RNA from Drosophila melanogaster (fruit fly), 2907 nucleotides. RefSeq lists its product as uncharacterized. Lineage: Eukaryota; Metazoa; Arthropoda; Insecta; Diptera; Drosophilidae. The record is from RefSeq and is marked reviewed. The coding region runs from base 209 to 1993 and encodes 594 amino acids. The transcript is spliced from 5 exons.